UCUCUCAAAUGGCCAUUUAUUCCUUUGGGCUUCCUUCAGAUGAAUUGAAGGAGGUCUGUGGAUAUGGAUGCCUGUUGUGGGAAAAAAAGUUUUCAACUAUUUAGUCCAGUUAAAUAAAGGAGAUUGAUGGAUUUACUCAGUCGGCACUUUAUUUACUUUGCAAAGUUAGCAGUAUCUGCACUCUCUGCUGACACUAACUGCCCGACCCGUUCCGGCAUAAGUGGAAGAAAUGACCUCUGAUCUCCGGAGCACUGAUAACAGCAAGAAGAGUCACUCCCAUCUACAGUACCAGGAAGUCAAGACGGAUAGCUGUUCCAGUAAAGCUUCAUGUGACACAUUAACUUUCUCUCAACUGACACACAAGUGAAAGAGCAUUUCAGAGAGAUCAGAUGGAUUCUGCAAAAUUAUCUUGUUGUAUUUGUUUGGAUAUCCUGAAGACCCCAGUGACUAUUCCCUGUGGACACAGCUAUUGUAUGAACUGCAUUAAAACUUACUGGGAUCAAGAGAAACGAAAAGGAGUCUUCAGCUGCCCUCAGUGCAGGGAAACCUUCACACCGAGGCCUGUCCUGGUCAAAAACAUUGUGUUAGCAGAUUUAGUGGAGGAUCUAAAGAAGACUGGACUCCAAGCUUCUCCAGCUGAUCACUGCUAUGCUGGACCUGAGGAUGUGGCCUGUGAUGUCUGCACUGGGAGGAAGAUGAAAGCUGUUAAGUCCUGUCUGGUCUGUAUGGCUUCUUAUUGUGAGAAUCACAUCCAGCCUCACUAUGCGUCAUUUGCUUUUCGGAAGCAUGAACUUGUUGAUGUUUUUUCAAAGCCCCAGCAGAAUAUUCACUCCCGUCAUGAUGAAGUAAGGAGGAUUUUAUUUAAUAAAUUUAAAACAGCUGUCCCGGCAGCAGCUGAAAGGACUGAGAAGCAGAAGGAGAUGGAGGCAAUGAAAAAAAGAAUCCACCAGAGAAUAGUGGACAGAAAGAUGAAUGUGAAGGUGCUUCAGAAGAAGAUGGAUGCCGUCAGUCUUUCUGCUGAUAAAGCAGUGGAGGACACUAAGGCAUCACCCUCCUCUUCCAUCAACAAGCCAAUUAAAAACAGGCCUUUAUCAAUGGAAACACCUCCUGACCCUGUUCCAGGUGUCUCUUCAGACAUGAAGAAAUUGCAGCCAAAAGAGGACAUGAUCAAAAACUUAAAAACAGACAAACUGGUACAAGAAAUCAAAUCCCCUCCAUUAAAGACGUGUGGGAAAUGUGGUAAGGCUCUGUCCAGCACUCAGCCAGCUCUUCAGGCCUUGGACAAAAUCUUCCACUCCAGUUGCUUCAGUUGUGUGAACUGCCAGCGCCCCCUGCAGGGCAUGCAGUUCUAUGACAAGGAAGGUUUACCACAAUGUAAACGUUGCUACACUAAAUGUCUGGCUGAUUGCUAUCGAUGUGGAGAGAAAAUCACUGGCCGCAUUCUGAAGGCUAUGGGAAAGUGUUUUCAUGUCCAUUGUUUCUUUUGUAGCACUUGUUCGUGCACGUUGGAAGGAGUCCCCUUUAUCACAGGGGAAGACAACAAGCCCUACUGUGUCCAGGAUUACCACAGGCGUUUCUCUCCUGUGUGUGAGAUAUGUAAAGAACCGAUUGUUCCAGGUCCAGGCAGUCAGAAAAUUAUGAAACUGGUAGUUUUUGACAAAAACUUCCACAUUCAGUGCUACCGAGCUUAGGAGCGUACUCACACUCUUUCACUUUUAGGUGAUAAAUGUCCAAGCUAUCUUUUUAAGGGCAGAAUUCUUUGCAUCAAGGGCUACAAUAGGAACGUCUAUUAAUGAUUGACUGCUCCACAAGUUUGAUUAACUUCAGUCUGUAGCUGUUUUCUCAAAGCUUUAUAUAAUACAUGUGUACAGGUGUGUUUGACUGCAGGUUAAGAGCAGCACUUUCUUUGGUCUUUUACCCUUUAAUUUAUUCCAGAGCAGGUUCUGUACUUAUU
Messenger RNA from Cyprinodon variegatus (sheepshead minnow), 1954 nucleotides. Its product is annotated as zyxin-like. The coding region runs from base 390 to 1691 and encodes 433 amino acids. The record is from RefSeq and is a predicted model, not a curated record. The transcript has 2 exons. Lineage: Eukaryota; Metazoa; Chordata; Actinopteri; Cyprinodontiformes; Cyprinodontidae. Gene Ontology annotation, biological process: transforming growth factor beta receptor signaling pathway; integrin-mediated signaling pathway.